AUGAAAUCAUAAUCUUUAUCUAAAUAUUAACACAAUAACAGGUCAUUCAUUAUACAACGACGAUUGGUAUAAUUUGAAUAUUAUAGAAGAUUAGACAACCUACUUAAUCACCUUAAAAUAAGGAUGAGCUUUCUUUCUAAAAUUAUUUCACUGAAUAGUCAAAUCUCAAAUCUUAAGCUUCAAAAAAAGAAAUUAUAAGAUUGAUUUAGUCUUCUUAUGAUAGUAUAGAGAAAGACAUUGACUUUUAAGAGUUAAAUAUUGUUUUGACGAAACUACUUGAAGGAUUGAAAACUUGUCUUGAUGAGUAAGAUUUGUCACUAACACUGAUCCAACUUAUAUAAGCAAUCAAAAAAACUAUAAAGAAUAACUAAAUCAAUUUAGAGAAAAUCUAUGAUUAUGAAAAAGCCUAAAUAUUGUUAAAAUUAUAACAAUUAGAAUAAUAAUCUACAGAGAAUGAGAAAAAAUUGGGUAAUUAUAUUUUGUCAUUUUAGAAAAAAAGCUGAUGGAAUAUGAAAAUCAAAACAGAAUACUAAAAUUAUAGAAUGAAUUAAAUCAAAUUAAGAAAGGUAAAGUCACAAAAGAAAAGCUUGAAGAUCAUAACUAAUAUAUAAUUUAAAUUAAAGAUAUGAGACAAGAAAUCCUUUCAAGAUCAGAGAAAAAACAUAAGUUAAUAAGGUUGGUUAAGGCAAUGAAAUCAAGAGGGAUAGAUGUUGAAAAAUUUUAUUAAAAUCUCGAUAACUAAUGUAGUAAAGAAAGCAAAAAAACUACUAAACAAUCUGAUUCGUUAAGAGAGCAAAUUUCAUUCGCUGAAUCAAAUUUAGCAGAUAUUUCUUAAUUAGAUUUCAGUCCUAAUCUAAUUAAGAGACACACUCAAUAUUUAAUUGAUUGA
This is a messenger RNA of Paramecium sonneborni, 889 nucleotides long. NCBI's taxonomy places the organism in Eukaryota, Ciliophora, Oligohymenophorea, Peniculida, Parameciidae. The record is from the annotation of a GenBank genome assembly.